Tigriopus californicus is the source of this 3233-nucleotide messenger RNA. RefSeq names its product protein tweety-like. The coding region runs from base 562 to 2451 and encodes 629 amino acids. The transcript has 7 exons. Lineage: Eukaryota; Metazoa; Arthropoda; Copepoda; Harpacticoida; Harpacticidae. Gene Ontology annotation, molecular function: intracellularly calcium-gated chloride channel activity; volume-sensitive chloride channel activity. Gene Ontology annotation, cellular component: plasma membrane. The record is from RefSeq and is a predicted model, not a curated record.
GAGAUCUCUAGAUCAAAAACUCACACCCAAACUUAUCAAUUGUUUGAACAACAAAACUAAAGAAUUGGCCCCUAAGUUUUAUCCUUGAAAGAUUACGAAGGCCCCCGAGGACACCAAGACGUCCGGAUCAUUGAUGGCUGUAUCCCUGGCAACCCUGUUUGACUGGCAUCGAUCUGUUCCAUCCAGAGCUCUGAGAGACCGAGACCGAGACCGUGAGCGAGGGAGCAAAAACUCCAAAGAAGACCAGGAGAAAGAGAGAGAGAGGACGACUGAGGAGAGAAGCGAAGAAGCACUCAAGGAAGGAGGAGAAUUAUUGACUCUGGAUGUGAGACAACUAGCUCCAUUCAAGAUCUGUAAUCGGGCACAGUUGUGAAGAGUGAUCUCAAUUGUCGUGUUGAUCGGCCUAUGAGCCUUUAAAUUUCAUGUGUUGUGAGUGCCCUAUGUGAAAGACCGGAUUGAUCCCACUCCAGUUGGAUGUUUCCGACCCAAAGGACCCCCAAGAAGCCUCUUCGAGACGGAAAGAAUGGAUAAUUGAAGUCGAAGUUUACCAGUGUUGCCAACAUGUCUUUGCUCAGUGGCCACAGUCAGACCCAAAAUGCGUAUGAGCCCACGUUAUGGGCUAAUCUGUUCCACAGUGCUCCCCACGUGAAUAUCACGUUUCAUCCCGUUGAUUCGCGUUUCAACCCGGAGAGUGACUUGUACCUCGAGGCUUUGGGUAUUUUGGCCUCCAUUCCGGCGGCAUGGCUCAUUACAACCCUAGUCAUUUUGCUCAUCUAUCUGUGCACGCGAUGCUGUGACACGAAGAACACCAAGAAACGACGAUCUCGACCCAUCCGAUGCUUCUUAUCGUUCUUGGCCUUGGCCACUUGCGCCACAUUGGCCCUGGGAAUCUGGGGAACCUUCGCCAUGAACGAAGGCAUGAUCAAAUUCCAGGCCUCCACCAUGAACAUCAAUAACAUUGUGGAACGGAGCCAAGAUAUGGCGGAAAAGUACAACCAUGUCUUCCAGAACGAGAUCGAGAAGAAUCUGAACCUGUUGUACGACGGUCCGUUCAGUCGUGAAAUCGUGCAGGAUCGCUCGGCUCAUUUAAUGAUCAUGGAUUCCUGUGAGAUUGUGUUCAACAACAUUUCCACGGGCUUGGAGGCCAUGGAUCAGUUGCGCUUCUCCAUCCAGGAACCCAAGGAUCGGAUGAGCUUCCAACAUGUGCCUCACUGGGCAGCUUCCUUUGAGAAAUAUCGAUUUCCUGGGUACUUUGGCAUCCAAGCUCUGUUUGGCCUCUUCUGUCUGCUCUUGUUUGUGGGCGCCAUUGUCCAUUCUCGUUGUGUUCUGAUCUUGUUCUCGGUCUGCGGUCUCUUCUCGAUCAUCAUGCUGUGGCUCUUUGCCUCCAUUUACACGGCCGUUACGGUGGCCUUGGCAGACUUCUGUAACGACCCGACCCCGUGGGUGCAGCAUGUGCUCAGCUCAAGUCUGGAUGAGGAAGUCACAUCCUACUAUUUGCAAUGCGCCGCAGGACAACCAAAUCCCUACGAGAGCUUCUUGUCGCGAUCUCAACGAGCUAUCUUGGACAUCGAUCAUAGAGUCCAAAUCAUUUCUGGAACCGCUAGGAAGUAUUACUCAGCCAUGGAGCUCUCUCCUCAUCUGGAUGAUUUGAAACAACACACCGAAGAUACCAAGCGAUUGAUGAGCGAUCUCAGCAUGUCACUCAGGUGUGACCCUAUUUUCAGAUCGUAUAACACGGCUUUAGUUGGGCUCUGUGACCGUGGACUGUUCGGAUUAAUACUCAUGCUAAUAUCGGCCUCGUUAUCUGGGGUCCUCUUCACCAUCCUGGUUUGGUGCAAUUCUCACACUUGGAUCUAUUUCAAACACAAGGGAAGAUACAUCAAGGUCGAUGAUCAGGAUCCCUACAUGCCUCUGUCAACCAUCGAACGGCCCCGGUUAACAGCCCCGCCCUCUGGAUUGGGUGGUCCUUCCUUGGGUUCGACCCCCGGCUACCGUAGGAAUAUGCACACUCCUCCACAAACACCAUCUUACCAUGGGACCUUGAAUGGGAGUAGCCAUGCCGGAACCAUUCGCUCCAAUAUGCCGACACAUCAGCCCAUGUCAGCCGGGGUACCCGCGGGUGGGUCCAUUGGCUAUAGUCACCUCAACCAUCUCAGCGGUCACCAUGCUGGCACGUUGGGCCAUUACGGGACCCACAGCGGCCAUCGAGCCAACACUGGCAUGAGCACAUUGGGUCGUAACACCCAGGUCACGCAAAGUCAUGGCGGGUAUCAAGGAUUGGAUAAUCUCCCAGCGACUAUGACUCUGGGGAGACGCGGUCACUACGCCAGUGGGCGUGCCUCUAAAAUCCAGGGAGGCGACAAUGAUGCGCCACUUUUAGGGCCAAAUAUGGGACAGUAUGCCACUCUGAGCAAGCAAUGUAAGACUUUGGAGUGUUCAGAUUUCUACUAGAUUGCUUUCGGCCCUGCCUCAUCCCUCUGUUGUUGUGGGCAGAAUGCCUCCAACAUCCAAAAGGAUGAUGCUGAUGAUGCUCGUCUGUCAGUUUCACCAAUCAAAACUACCCGAAUGUUGCGAGAAACCAAGAACAGACUUGUUCCCAAACGUCCUGAGACAUUCUCUCUGCCUACUAGAAAUGAUCUCAAAAAACGAAUUUUCAUUCCUGGCCUUUCCAAUUCCUGGAGAUUGUUUUUUCUUUCUUUCGUGCGUUAUUCAAGCUCUGUACAUACUCGGCGUUUACAGUUGAAAGGAAUGAUGAUGGUCAAUCUAGUCAGGUACAAUUACUUCCCAAUCGCCUCACUCCGACUCUAAAUUCACUUCCUGUCCCUUCCCCUCGCAUUCAUUCGAAGAAUUGGCCGAAUGUGUGACAUAUUUUUUCAACCCAUUUUGUAACUACGAGCGCAUCAUCCACUCUCAAAACCAUAGACGAAAUGAAGUAACACAACCAACACCAACAAGAACCCCAUACAUACUCGAGAAACCAUCGCACCCCUUCUAUUUGAAUCUCCGAAGGGGCAUGGCCAAGGAAAAUUUUAGUGUGUAAAUAUGUCCCGUAUCUCUUUCUCUCUCUCUUUCGUCUCAUCGCUCAGCAUCAAACCCCCGAACAAUUCUUGACCAUUCUGUCUACAAAGAUUGAAACGAGAACAGCUAAGAAUGUUGGUGAAAUUGUCAUGUUGAAAUUACGUAAAUUGAUUACGCCUCUUUUGAUCGAAAUAUAGAAGACGAAUUCAAACCGC